Messenger RNA from Colletotrichum lupini, 312 nucleotides. RefSeq lists its product as uncharacterized. The record is from RefSeq and is a predicted model, not a curated record. The transcript is spliced from 2 exons. Bases 1 to 312 code for a protein of 103 amino acids. Lineage: Eukaryota; Fungi; Ascomycota; Sordariomycetes; Glomerellales; Glomerellaceae.
AUGUCGACAUAUGAAUACAAAGCACUACCGGAUCCAAGAAAGUGCAUGAGACUGCUGAAGCUUUUGACAACUUCUGAUCCCUUGUCCUACACCUGGGGUCAGCAAGACGCGUCAUGCUCAAUCUGGCUUAGAGAUGCCGGAUAUUCUGCAUGGAAACCUUUCUCCAUAAGACCGAAUCUCGAGUCGUGCCUCAAGCAGCUUCGGAACAGGGAAGCUCGCAUAUUAUGGAUUGAUGCGAUCUGCAUCAACCAAACGGACAACGUCGAGAAGGGCCAUCAGGUCGCGACCAUGGAUCUGGUUUAUCAAUCGUAA